AUGUUCACCAGGGAUUUGGCCAUAGGAAUGAUAUUCUUAUCACAGACUGUAUUUGGAAUCCUGGGGAACUUCUCUCUGCUUUAUCAUUAUCUCUUCCUUUAUUUCACUGGGUGCAGGUUGAGGACCUCAGAUUUCAUUGUAGAGCACCUGAUUGUAGGCAACAUUUUGGUCAUUGUCUCCGGAGGAAUCCCCUCUAUAAUACUGUCUUUUGGGUGGAUAUAUGUCCUCAAUGAUGGGGAAUGCAAAUUCACUUACUAUAUUCACAGAGUGGGCAGGGGAGUGUCCAUUGGCAGCACCUGCCUGUUGAGCGUCUUCCAGGCCAUCACCAUCAGUCCCAGGAACUCCAAGUGGGCAGAGCUUAAAGGGAAAGCUCCCAAGUACAUUGGCCCUGCUAUUUUGCUAUGCUGGACCCUGCAGAUACUAAUAAAUAUCAUUUUCCCUCUCUAUGUAAAUGGAAAAUUGAGCAACAAAAACAUUACCAACACACAAGGUUUGGGAUACUGUUCUUCUAUUCGUCAGAAUCAUACCACAAACUUUCUGUUUGCAGCACUGCUGUCCUUCCCAGAUAUGUUCUGUUUGGGGCUCAUGCUCUGCGGUAGCAGCUCCAUGAUUUUGGUCUUGUACAGGCACAAGGAUCGGAUGCGACACAUUCACAGGACCCAUAUCUGCCCUAGAUCUUCCCCUGAGUCCAGAGCUACUAAAACCAUCCUUCUCUUGGUGAGCACCUUUGUCUGUUUUUACUCCCUCUCCUGCAUCUUUCAAAUUUAUUUGGUUCUUGUUAAUAAUUCCAGCUGGUUUCUGGUGAACACUGCUGGGAUAGUUGCUGCAUGUUUUCCAGUCAUCAGCCCCUUUCUGCUCUUGAGCCGUGACUCCAGUGCAUUCACACUGUGCUUUGCCUGGAUAGAGAAUACAAAAGCCCCCAAUCAUACAGGGAACACAUGA
Messenger RNA from Saimiri boliviensis boliviensis (Bolivian squirrel monkey), 942 nucleotides. Its product is annotated as vomeronasal type-1 receptor 4-like. Gene Ontology annotation, biological process: G protein-coupled receptor signaling pathway. Gene Ontology annotation, cellular component: membrane. NCBI's taxonomy places the organism in Eukaryota, Metazoa, Chordata, Mammalia, Primates, Cebidae. The record is from RefSeq and is a predicted model, not a curated record. Gene Ontology annotation, molecular function: pheromone receptor activity.